This is a messenger RNA of Bipolaris oryzae ATCC 44560, 684 nucleotides long. RefSeq lists its product as uncharacterized. The record is from RefSeq and is a predicted model, not a curated record. The transcript has 6 exons. The coding region runs from base 1 to 684 and encodes 227 amino acids. NCBI's taxonomy places the organism in Eukaryota, Fungi, Ascomycota, Dothideomycetes, Pleosporales, Pleosporaceae.
AUGGCAGCAGAAAGCCUUGAUAUGGUGGUUUUAUGUCCCUUUAGUAUCCGUAUUACCGAAUUCAAUCCCUACCAUACCAGUGCAGAUCUCACAUCUGGUAAUCAUCUCCACCAGCACAGCGCCCGUAGAUGCGAUCCUAAUGGCCACCAUGAGAGUGCUGAACCCAAUUUUAGUGAGCGGCUGGACCCUGCUCCACUGAUCACCCAAGCACCUCCACUCGCUACGGUUUCUGCUGGCUCAGCGAUUGUCGUUGUUCAGCAAGAACUAGAUAGCGAUAACUUUGUGAUAGAAGGCACACAUACUGUCGUUCCCGGAAAGCCUAUUACUACGGAAGUGAUUGUCGGCACAACUGUGAUAUUUCUACAGCCAAAUUACCCUCAAGCAACAUACGGACCUCCGCUAGUACCACCACCACCAAUACUUACUGCAGGCACCACAACGGUAAUGCCAGUAACCGCGCUUGUCAUUAACAGAAAGACAUCCAGCGUCGUUCCUGUAACCGGCAGCAUUUAUACCGCUGUGGUACCAGCUGCCUUGACCUUCAGAGAACAAUCGUAUACAGUUCAUCGUGCAGGCCACAUCAUAAUGGGUCAAGAGGCCACUCUUACCCCCGGCGGCAAUCCAGUAACUAUUGACGGGACGACGCUUAGCCUCGAGCCCAGUGGGUCAGCGGUUGCGGUGUAG